Messenger RNA from Quercus lobata, 1179 nucleotides. Its product is annotated as 2-hydroxy-6-oxononadienedioate/2-hydroxy-6-oxononatrienedioate hydrolase-like. Bases 24 to 1052 code for a protein of 342 amino acids. The transcript is spliced from 4 exons. The record is from RefSeq and is a predicted model, not a curated record. Lineage: Eukaryota; Viridiplantae; Streptophyta; Magnoliopsida; Fagales; Fagaceae.
AUUAAGGGAAAACUUUCAAGAAUAUGUAUAUAUUAUCUUGGCAAACACUCUUCACACCAACCAGCCUAAACAUAGUAAUUGUAAAAAUUCAAUCAAACUCCUCAGGCUCAAAUCUCCAACCUCUCCACCAAAUAAUCACCACAAUGUUUCCAAACUUUUUCAGCCUAGUCUCCUUGUACGGAACCUAUCUCCGCCGCUGCUACUCAGCCACAGGGCUCUCCUCACAAACCAUCAACAUAGACAACGAAACCACAAUCCACUUCUGGGGUCCAAAAGAAACUGCCCAAAACCAAAAACCCUCACUAGUUCUCAUCCAUGGCUUUGGUCCAAUGGCAAUUUGGCAGUGGGGUCAACAGGUCAAAUUCUUUUCGCCUCACUUCAACGUUUAUGUUCCUGACCUGAUCUUCUUCGGUGACUCAACCACGAAAUCCCCAGAGAGAAGUGAGGUGUUUCAAGCUGUUUCUGUGGGGAAACUCAUGGAGACAUUAGGGGUUCAAAAGUAUCACGUUGUGGGAACAAGCUAUGGUGGGUUUGUGGCUUAUCAAAUGGCGAAGAUGUUUAGGGAGAGAGUUGAAAAAGUGGUGAUAGCUAGCUCUGGUGUGAAUAUGAGGCGCAGAGACAACGAGGCUUUGUUGAAGAGAGCAAAGUUGGAGAAAAUUGAGGAGCUAAUGUUGCCGGCCACGGCGGAGCAGUUGAGGACGUUGAUGGUUUUGUCUGCGAACAAACGUUUCAACAUCUUGCCUGACUUUUUCUUCAAUGAUUUCAUACACAAAUUGUACACCGAAAACAGGAUGGAAAAGUUGGAACUUCUGAAGGGACUUACCCUUGGAAGAGAGGACACACCAAACAUUUCUCCUCUUCAGCAGGAGGUCUUGAUAGUAUGGGGAGACCAUGACCAAAUAUUUCCUAUAGAGAUGGCUACAGAACUCAAAGAGCUUCUUGGGGAGAAGGCAAGAUUGGAAGUAAUAGAGAACACAUCACAUGUUCCUCAGAUUGAUUGCUCAGGACAGUUCAACAACAUUGUCAAAAAGUUCUUAAGUGGGUCCUUGUGAUGACCUAAUUGUCUAUUUAAAAAUGUUGGGUUGGAUUUGAGUAGGCACCAAAUUUUUCCUACUUUUGCUUUAGAUUAUAUGAAGUAACAAAUACUAGGCGCGUUUCGUGCAUUCUUGUUCUGCAUUA